UAAUUUAAUCGAGUGAUAAAUCGCUGCCAUUUCUAGCUAUAGUAACUUCUACAGACAACCGAAUUAUUAGUUUUAUUAGCAUUAAAAGGUAAUUCUCACUAGGAAUAUAACCAAAGCAAACAAGAUGUACAAACCAACUGACCAUGGGCUUCCUGAAGACUUUCGUCUUACUAACUUUUCUACUCUACGCGGAUGAGGAUGCAAGUUACCUGAAGAGGCCCUGACCAAGUACCUCCAGGAGACAGAAAUCUUGCACAAAGUAGCUCAUGACGAAAACAAAAAAGAUAAAGAUGGGUUUAUUGGUUCUGGAAUGGACUGCGCUGUGAUUCCGCUAUCUCGACACAAAAAUUAUUUUCUCGUACAAACUGUUGACUUCUUUUAUCCUCUAGUGAAUGAUCCGAAAAUUAUGGGUAAGAUAGCUUUGGCAAACGUGGUAAGCGAUAUUUACGCUGUAGGCGUUACAACUUUCGACAAGUUAAAUAUGCUUGUAAGCGUAUCAACUGAAUUUUCCGAAAUGGAACGUGACGUUAUAAUACCACAGAUAGUUGAGGGUUUUCACGAGUCUGCUAAAGAGGCUGGGUGUCGAGUUCAUGUUCAGAGUAUAUCGUUAAACCCUUGGUGCAUAAUUGGAGGCAUUGCGAGCUCGGUAUGCACUGAACCAGAGAUUAUAAUGCCUUCAAAUGCCAAGGAGGGCGACGCCAUUGUCCUUACAAAGCCCCUAGGCACCCAACUGGCGACGAAUGCGUAUCUCUGGAUGGAGGAACAAAAUGAAAAAUAUAAACGAAUAUCGGCGUGUUUAAGUGAUGAUGCCAUAUCAAAAACCUCUAAGAUAGCAGUUGAGUCUAUGACGUUCCUAAACAAAACGGCUGCCGAACUUAUGCACAAGUAUGGAGCACAUGCUGCUACAGACGUGACUGGGUUUGGCUUGCUUGGACAUGCAAAGAAUCUCGCACAGUUUCAGAAAAAUAAAGUAAUGUUUGAAUUGAAUACAUUGCCGAUUAUUGCAAACGUACUGACUAUCGCAGAAAUACUUGGGCAAGAUCGAAAGCUAAGAAGUGGCAAAGCCGUUGAAACAUCUGGUGGCCUUUUAAUAUGUUUAUCAGUGGAUAAAGCUAAAGCUUUCUGCGAAGACUUCAGUGCACUAACCAAAAACAGACAGAAAGCUUGGAUUGUGGGUAGAGUGAAAAAGUCGGAAAGUCGUGACGCUUGUCUAGUAGAUAAUGUAACAUUUUUAGAAGUAAACCAAUAAUGUAAAUGAGAAACUUUCGUUUUUAUGUAAUCAAAUAUUACGUAUACCUUACUUUAAUAUACAUAUAGCACAUUUUCUGCAAGAGUCUCAUAAUCCUAAAAAUCAAAAAAUUAAUACAUCCCAAUAAACAUUUAGGUUUGAGCUCGACUUGAGGUUAAGUUGAGAAUUAAGGUAAUUCUCAAAUCUCCAA
This is a messenger RNA of Rhagoletis zephyria (snowberry fruit fly), 1439 nucleotides long. It is a transcript of the gene Sps2, whose product is annotated as Selenophosphate synthetase 2. The record is from RefSeq and is a predicted model, not a curated record. Gene Ontology annotation, cellular component: cytoplasm. Gene Ontology annotation, biological process: L-selenocysteine biosynthetic process. NCBI's taxonomy places the organism in Eukaryota, Metazoa, Arthropoda, Insecta, Diptera, Tephritidae. Gene Ontology annotation, molecular function: selenide, water dikinase activity; ATP binding.